AAGCACAUGGGCUGAGGAGGCAGGAAAGCCUUUUUCCAGCUUUGGUUCUCUGUUUUUUUGUGUGACCCUGGCAAACCACUCAACUUUCCUGGGCCUCAGGCUAGGUCUGUUAAAUGAAGAAGAUGACUCGCUGGGAUCCUUUCUAACUUUAAAACUCCAUGACUGACCAGGGCACCAAGGAUAGCAAAGAAGUUUCUGUUUGACAGCAUUUUUAUUUUUAAUUUCAUUAAGCAAAGAAGUCAUCUUAAUUUCAUCUUGCAAAGUCAAGAGGAAUAAAUCACUUAUCUUACUACUUUGAGUAGGAGAGUUAGAAGAAGGGAUCCUAUGUUACUUGUGUAUUUAUGCUCUGACCUAAUAUUAGGUAAGUGACACAUGUUGUGGUGGGGAGUCCCAAUUAUAACACCUGGAAGUAGUUUGGUAAUAGAAUGACUCAGAGGAAUGUUAAAUCACUAUUUUUCCCUGAGAAAGAUAUUUAUCUAGACUCCCAGAAAGUUACUACCUUUUACAUUGCGAUGUGUGCUUCGGAUUGAGAAUGCUGGGAGGUAGGCCCACUGUGUGAUAAUACUCAGACAUCAGGCUAAAGGUCACACUGAAGGUCUGUCAUUGCUGGGCUCCUGAGUGGUAAAAAGGCUGCUAGUGCUGAAUUUAUGUUUCAUGAGAUCAGCAAUAGGAUGCUGCCCGAGCUGGCUUUUUGUCAUAAGCUGAACUGGGCAUGGUCACAAGCAGGGUGGGCAGAUAGAAUUUUGAAAUAAUGAACAUGUCACAGCUGUGAAAGAGUGAGGAAACAGUGUUGACUGAAUACAAUCUAUACCGCAGUCAAAGGGUGACUCUUUUUGAAGAAAGGCUUUGUUCUGGCUCAAUUCUGGAGGAUGAGCCACUGACAAAGGCUUCAUCCAGAGCAGCAUGGAAAAGAUCAUGCAGCAGACAUUGGUUGCUUCUCUUCUCUGUGGUCAUCACUGUGAGGGGUUUUAUUUCCCUCUCUACCAAGAGCAUCUAGGGAAAAAAAGAGAAUUGUUUCAUUUCAGAAAUUUUGUUUUUUGUUCUAGUAAAUAAAGACAUGUCAUGAAUAAAUUCAAGUAAAAUUCAAAAUAAACUAGAAGCUUGGAUCAAAAAUGCAGGUGAUAGGCUUUUAUAAAGUGCCAUUGUAUGGUAGACCCACCUAGGGAUGCAGAGAUCAACAUUCAGUAGCCUCUGUCCUUAAGAACUAAACUUGAGUAGGUAGACAGAUAAAUGGCUAAUACUUUUUUUUUUCUUGGUAGAGGAAGACCUUUAUUACUGAUAGUAACAACCUGAAUUCUAGACUCUUCUGUGGGACACUGGAUUCCUCUUCAGCUUGUACAUAGAGGGAAGAAAAUGCCAUGCUCCUGUGAAGCAUAAGAAUACGUCAGCAGCUGCUAAGAAAUUGAUAGGGGCAGGGUGUACCUGGGCCAGCACUGCCCUCAUUGUAGCCAUAUUUAUUGAAGAUCUCAGAGAGUUGUGAAAGCAAAGACGACAAAAUGAACUGAGAUUUCAGAAAUGGAAGAGCCCAUAUGAGCUAAGAAUACUGACAGUCAUUUUUCCUAAGUGUAUUUGCCCAAAAUGGACACUGGCUAAAGAUCAAGCUUGCUAUGGAGAUAAAGAUGAAUGCCGUGUCUCAUCCAACACUGAAAAUUUGAAGUUUAGAAGACAUUUACUAAGUCAAAUCACCUCAAGGACAUUGUUAUUCAAGUCAAAAACAUAAUGCAGAAUUUUUUAUCAAUACCACCAAAAGAUCAACAAGGUGAGUCCAACAUCUCUUCUGGAACGAUUCAGAGUGGGAAAGGUUUGCAGAAUAAGAGUCAGUUUAGGACCAUUGCACCAAAAAUCAUGCCCAAAGUCCUGACAUCCAGAGUGCUGCCGUGCCCUUCAUCAUCACUCUCUGAUCAGGUGAAUCCAGGACCCUCCAUCAACGCCAAGCCUCUGGGGGUGCCCACCCAAAAUUACGCUCUGAUGCAGGUUGCUGGACAGGAAGGGACGUUUUCUCUCGUCGCUCUGCCACAUGUCGCCUCCGCUCAGCCAAUCCAGAAACCCAGACUGGCACUGCCUGAAAAUCUGAAGCUGCCUAUUCCUCGAUACCAACCCCCAAGAAAUAACAAAGGAUCGAGAAGGAAACCCACUCGGAGUUCCUCUGAGAGUGGUGCUGGCAUACCUCCUGCCCAAACCCAAACGUCCCCCUCCCCACCUGACCGUCCCAAACCCCCACACAGACCUGGUCAAUCAGAGCAAGUGCCGUCACUAGACCCAGGCCCGUCCAGCAUCAGCAUGGCGGCACUGACCAACCGUGGUGGCCCCGGAGACUCUCCACCCCCAGGGACCAACGACCGUGGAGAUCUGAACCCUUCUGCCACCCCGACGGUAUCCACACCAGAAGAGCCCUCAGCCAAGCCGGGCCUCGCAGUGACUCCAGGGAAAGCAACCUUGGCGAGUGAGGAAACCUGCAGUAAACCUUCUCCCGUUGCCAGUGGGAAACGGAGAGAACAAGCUGAUCUUACAAAAGCCAUGACCAUUUUAUCCCCAGCUGUUUUCAGCAAUGCAGUUCAGCUGAUCUCUCCAGUCCCCAGAGGUAAACUGCCCAUCCUGCCCUAUGCCAGAGGGAGAACAGCGGAGGUGUGUGGAGGCCAGUCAGACGUGAGCCUCACAGAUGGCUCUGUGCCCGGGCUCAGGGCAGCCUGUGGUAAGGCAUCCUCCAUCCCAGAGGGCUUUACUGCAGCCACCAAGAUGCUCGGCAAGACACCUGCUCCACAGAGCCCCUGUGAAAGUACCUUUUGUGCGGCCACCAGACCAGAUCUCAGCCACAAAGCAAAACUCAGUGGUGGGGCAGCAAAGAGAAGAGUAAGAAAACGAAAGGUACCAGAUGAAAUUUUGGCAUUUCAGGGAAAAAGGAGGAAAUGUGUCAUUAGUAAGUGUAAAGAUAGUAAAGAAAGAGUAAAAGCCGAUCCGCAAGAAUCCAGUGACCAAAAACCAGGGUCUCUGAAGAAAUACCGCAGCAUUAUGCCCAAGCCUGUGAUUGUCGUGUCUGCUUUGGCUCCCCUGGCUUCUCCUGCAGGCGUGUUCCAGCCCCAGACACCAGGCAGCCUCGGGCAGGACAUGUUGUUAAACAGUCCCCUCAGCCCUAAGUAUCCCGGCUGUAGACAGGAUAGCGGCACCUCCCCGAAGCCCGGCUCUGCGCUGAGAAACGGACUCUCGGGCAUUAAGAAACCGUGGCACAGGUGUCACGUCUGUAACCACCACUUCCAGUUCAAACAGCACCUUCGUGACCACAUGAACACACACACUAACAGACGGCCUUACAGCUGCCGAGUCUGCCGCAAGGCCUAUGUACGUCCCGGCAGCCUGAGCGCACACAUGAAACUCCAUCAUGCGGAGAACCGUCUGAAGAAACUCGUGUGCUGUGAGUUUUGUGCGAAAGUGUUUGGCCACGUCAGGGUCUACUUCGGCCACCUAAAAGAAGUGCACCGGGUUGUCAUCAGCACGGAGCCUUCCCCCAGUGAAAGGCAGCCAGGGGACGUGUCAAAGAACAGAGGCCUGACCACGCGAGGGCUGGAGGGACCCGUGGAGAGGGAAAACAAGUCAAGCCUAGAAGAAGACCUCCUCCUAACCCAGGCGGACGAAGUCAAAUUACAAAUCAAAUGUGGCCGUUGUCAGAUCACUGCCCAGUCUUUUGCUGAAAUCAAGUUUCAUUUACUUUACGUUCACGGAGAGGAAAUUCAGGGCCGGCUGCAAGAGGAGAUCUUACCGGGAAGCACAGGAGCUCAGGAAGAACUGGUGAAACACACCGCUUUCAGGAAACAACAUCCUGAGAGAAGGAGGCUACUCAAGCGUGCUCCCCCUGAUGAGGACUUAAAUGCAUUUCCUAAGCUGAAAAGGCAGCUGUGCCUUCAUCAUCACACUGAUGUGGACAGGUUCAGGAAAAUGGAGGGAGCCCAAGCGGGACCCAGGGAGCCGCUGCCAGGGGCGGUCCCCCGGGGCUCUGCGAGUCCCAGCCCCCACACCCUCCUCUUUGGGGACCGUUCAGGCUUUAACUGUGUCCUCUGUGCACAGACGCUGGCCAGGAAGGAAGAAGUCCUCCAGCACUGGGAACAAGAGCACAACUGUGAGGACCCUCCCAAGCUGUGGACGAUUUUAAAUGCAUUCUCUAGCCAGGGGGUGACCGGACCUCCCGGGGAGACUGAGAAAUGAAAUCUUGGGGGUGGGGGUAAAGAGAAUGCUGCUUGCUUGCUCUCUCUUUCUCUCAAAGCCCUGCAUUUUUAUGGUGGUGCUUAAUUAUAAAAGUCAGACAAAUUAGGAUCAGCAUUAAUGAGCACAAGUGAUUUUUGUACAUAGUUUUAUUUUCUUACAAAAAAAAAUAUAUAUAUAUAUGCCUUUGGUGUAUAUUUUUCUAACCAUAUGCAGUUUUACUUUAAAAGUCGAUGUACUAACCAUUAAUGUCUUAGACUUUGAGAAUAAAGAAAAAGACCAAAAUUUGGCAAUUGAAAUGUAAAAAAUUAUAUAGGCUGUUCUUCAAGUACAGUGUUCAGCGUGUUUGAGCGUGAGCAUAUAUCAUUUUGUUCAGCUGUUUGCUGUUUAAGUAGACGGACAAAUGUGAGCCAGGCCAGUCUCAGCCACACGUAUGGUGUUGAUAUUUAUCAGAUUCUCUGGUGUAUUUGAAUAGGCUGUAGAGCAGUACAUUUAAUAAGGUUCUCAUCUACCAUAAUUUAAAAUUCCAUGUUUCCUGGAUUUUUUCCAAUAUUUUUGCUAUUUUCUUAAAUGUACAUUGCCUUGAAGAUUAGAUGUUGGUAAGUCUUACAGCUGUAGUGUUCCAUAUCAAAGUAAUCAAGCAUUUUUUAGUACUUCAGCUAAUAAAAAACCACUUUUUGGUUAAAAGUUCUUCUCAAAUAGUCUUUCGGGCCAGGAAAUUUACAACCUGGAAAGUGUGCUAGACAGUUCAGCCCAGAUGGCUAGGUGUCUGAACCGCUCGCCCUCCCUCCCAAGGAGCUUCACAGGGUCAUCGCUAGCUGAUCAAUUUUCGAUGCAACUGUGCCUUUCAAGCCCAGGGUUCUCUUUGAAAGCCAAGAGUAAAUGAUUGCCUCUUAAAUUCCUGGGAACCAGAAAAGUUGCCACUUGGAGCUCCUGGACAUCCUGGCUGCAAAAUCAUUUUCUUAGAAUGGGGGAGUUUAAGCAAUCGUCCAGCUGAGGUUCCAGCCUCUGGGUGAAAGUACUGUGCAUGUGGCCAGCCCCGUCUGCCUGAAGCACGGCCCAGGCGUCGUCACAACAUGUUUCUGUGCUACAGGAAGUUGCCGAACCAGGAAGAACUGAAUUCGAAUUGAUAAGCUAGUGGGUUUUAAGUCAUCUUUUUUUUUUUUUAAUGUCUUAUUUUAAAAGAAAGUGUUCAUUAACACGAUUUGGCUCAAAUUUUCCAGAAAGUCAAUUCUUGACUUUUUGCAAAUAGUUUUAUACAUUUGAGACUAUGAGGGUAGGCGUGGAAAUCUCUGAAAGAUUUUGCUGCCGUGGUGUGUCGAUCAUCGUGCUUUACCCAGUUUGAAAGAGAUCAUAUCAGACCUUCACUGUUUGAUAUUUUUAGAACCAGGUUAGUAAUGAAACCACUUUGCCAUUCAGUGCAGCACCUUUUGGGAAGAUUGGUCUGAAGGCACUAAAAGUGAGAUCAACCAAGAAUACUACUUGAAUUCAAACCAUGAAACUUGAAUUCAAACUAUAAAAUAAUUUGUAGACUACUCAGUCCUUAGAUACUAAGCAGUAUUUCUGAAAUACUAGCCAGUCAGCCAAGGCAGAGGAGGGGGUCUGGAGUACGUACAGAGGCAGAGUUGUGGGGGAGAGUGCCCCCACACAGCAAGUAAAGGAAAGUCUGAAGUCCACCAGGUUGUGGAGACACCUGCUACAGCCAGUGUUUUGCCUACAGCAAAACACCGAGGGUAAAGACAGCCUGUAAAAAGUAGAGACUUAUGAAUGGGGCACGGGCCCAGGUAGGAGGGUGUGACUGGCUCAUGAUUAGGUGCCCUGACUGGAUCCCCUUCUCAUCAGGGCCCUAUACCAUAGGUUUGGGGCGGGGGGCAGGGGGGCCAGCACUCAUCUUUAAGAAAGCUCUUAUUAUGAGAAAAGGAGAUGUGCAGUGCAGAGGGCCUCACUGGAUGCCUAUGUGUGUGGGUUCAUUCGGAAUAGAAUGUUCUAGUUCUCAGCUUCUAGAAGCACUCCCCUGCAUUACAGUGGGAAGGGUCCUGCUGCCACCCAAGAUAAGGGGCUUCUGGCCCUUAAGAGCGCUUCUUCAGCUGGAGUGGCACGGAGAGGGACUCCUACUGGGGAGCAGGAAGGAAAGAGAGGGUCAUUCAGCUAAAGAGGCUCUGGGAACAGCUCAGAUCGAUAAGCCAGUGGGUCUUCAUUGAUGAGCCUUCCUUGGACACAGACAUGUUGUUGGUAUGGUCCCAACCUACAUCCUUGACCCACAGGCAGUGAGGUGUAGAAACAUGCUGCUCCGUGUGACCCUCAGAGCGUUACCUGUCCAGGACUCCAUUCCCUCGUGUGUGCACAGUGAGUGAUGCUCCUGCCUUGGGCCUCACAGUAACCGGGGGCUGAUAUUUAUUAUGUUUCUGGCCAGCCUUGGAGAAGAGGUGUAUUACACCAUAGAAAGACCAUUUAAAACGGCUCAGGUAGGCUCUUCCUGUAAGCGGCCUGAGGUGAUCUCUGAAAAUGGUCCGCCAUUCACUGGACCCAGAAAACCCUACAAAAUCAUGCAAAUGAAGAGAUUCAGAUCUUCAUGUUCACUUUAUACGCAUGUAUCCAAGGUCACAUGACAGUACCUGAAAGUACCUGCGAAAGAUGUCACUUUGCAGAAGCAAUGUGUGCCAUUCCGUCGCUACAAUGGUGGAUUUGGUAGUUGUGCCCAGGCCAAACAGUGGGGCUGGACACAGGGUCAGUGGCCCAAAACGUGCUGAGUUUUUACUGCAGAUGCUUUAAAACCGCAGAGUAAUGCUGAACUUAAGGGUUUAGAUGUAGAGUCUCUGGUCAUUGAGCUCAUCCAGGUGAACAAAGUCCCCCCAAGAUGUAGUGGAGAAUUUACAGGGUUCAUGGUGGAAUUAACCCAUACGUGAGCUCUCCCUGCCACGCUGAGACGAUCCUUACUGAAAAAGAACAGAGUAUUCCUAAACCAGAAGAGGAGGUUGCAAAAAAAAAAAAAAAAAAAAAAGGUUUUGCUCAGAAGAAAAAGACUUCCUGGAAGAAACUGAAGAAACAAAAACCUAUGGCCUGGGAGUAAAUUCUGCAUAAAAUAAAUGCAAAUAAAAGUAAAAAAAAAUAAUAAUAAUACAGUUUUAAAAAUAAAGCAGCUCAUGUAGGUCUCAAGUCCAGAAUUCAAAAAUGAAAACUACUGAGAACCAUAGAAAUUUUCAUCUUUGCAUAAAAAGUGUAUUUUAAUUUUUCAGUUAUCAAAGUAGGAUCUGGAGUACAUGGAGGCUGCCAAGUGUUUCUUUAUACAGAAAGUGGCAUUCAGUUAUUUCCAUUCUGGGCUCUACUUUGGCCCUCAUGUUCCUCCCUGAGGCUGCCCCUUCCUGGCCUGGAUCUGGCCAGCAUCGCAGUGCUCACCCCCCAGGUCUUGAACUUGACAGUGGACUUGUCCACUUCCCACACUAGACCAUAAGCCUCUGGAGGGCAGGGAUUGUGUCUUUGUUCAGCACACAGCCCCAGAGGGUCCAGUACCUGAUAUGGAAUAAUAUACAAUAAACAUUUGUUGAAAAAAUGGAUAUGUUAGCUAAAUACAAAUGGAAUUGGCACUUCCCUUUUUACAAAUAAAGCCAGCUUCAGGAGUAACCAAACUUACAGCUAGGAAGGCAUAGAGGCAAAUUUGGUCUUAAAUUCAGCACACUCAUUUUGCUUAAUGUCUUUUGCUUCUUGGAAAAUUGUCCCAAAGCCAGCAAAACGGGACUUUUUUCUUUUCUCUUGGCCCUAAAUUAUUUCUGAAAGUUACAGCAUUUUAGAUUUGUAUUGUUUUAUUAGCUGUCAUUUUUAUUCAUGUCCCCUUUUGUUACUCUCUCUUUCUCUGGACCUCUUCCUGGUUUAGCUCGACUAUUCCUCCGUUAAGCUGUUCCUCAUAUGGAAAGUUGUCUCUUCAUCAGCACGCCAUAAAUAAUCAAACCUGGGCGCGUUCCAUUACCUUCUCUGGCUCCACAUUCCUGCCUCCCAGCUGCACGGCUCCAGUUUUCUGUGGCCCCAGUGACAUGAUUGUUGGCAAUAAAUGCUCAACUUCAUUUAUUUAUUAGAAUUCUCGGAUCUGGGCUAGUUUGCUCCAUUCAAGCUGCUGACAUGCUUUGUUAGAUACAUAUUUUAUGGAGUCUCCUCCUUUCACUGAGCUCCUGAGAAACAAUGCCCCAGUAGAGAUGAACUGGGAUUUAACAGAACAGGCUUUUAGCUUCAACUUUAUACAGACUUCCCUGACAUUAGACAAUCAGCAGCUUAUCUAGGCUUGUGGUGCAAUCCAAUAUAUAUUUUAACUAUAUCCAUCUCUUCGAGAAUGUUCCUUUUGAGGUGAAAUGUUUAUUGUAUCUCCUAUUUGGUCAUGGUCAUGGUUAUCACCAUAAUAAAACUAUAGCCACAGUUUUGCAAGCAUAUUUUAAAGUUGUGUUCAGCGUGCAGACGUUAGCUUAGUGGUACAUCACAUUUUCCAUACUCUGAAGUGUGAAAAUGUUUCAAUGUGUUGCCUAACCCUAGGAAAAAUCGCUAUCUAUCGAAGGAAACCAAAUGUGACAACUCAAGAGAAACAAAGAUUAUUUGUUCUAAUUUUGAUAAUGAAGCUAAUUAGGAUUUUA
This is a messenger RNA of Felis catus (domestic cat), 8810 nucleotides long. It is a transcript of the gene ZNF438, whose product is annotated as zinc finger protein 438. Gene Ontology annotation, biological process: regulation of transcription by RNA polymerase II. The transcript has 7 exons. Bases 1720 to 4197 code for a protein of 825 amino acids. Lineage: Eukaryota; Metazoa; Chordata; Mammalia; Carnivora; Felidae. The record is from RefSeq and is a predicted model, not a curated record. Gene Ontology annotation, molecular function: sequence-specific DNA binding; DNA-binding transcription factor activity, RNA polymerase II-specific. Gene Ontology annotation, cellular component: nucleus.